GGGGGGGGGGGGAGUCGCCGCAUUGACGCGAGCUGCUGAUGCCGGUAGGUCACCGCAGGGGAUCUAGACUCCAGUCAGUCAGUCAGUCAGUGAGCCCAGGCUCGAGUGGUGAGUCGCGUUCGAUCUGUUUGGCAAAGUUUGGGCCGGGAAUCGGUUCAUCAACGUUGAGAAAACUGUCGAGAUAUUAUAAUUAUCCUCACACCAUGUGUUGUGCCAGUGAAUUAUUCUUAAUUUCUAAAAAAUCCUCGAGCUCGUGGUCGUCGUCGUCGUCGUCGUCGUCGUGCUGCAGGACUCCGAAUAAGCGCACGUUUCUGACGUCACGGGGGUCAACGGACCUCCGAUUGCGGGCAUCUAUGACAACGAGGGCUUCCCCCUCGACUACUACAGCUACCACUAGUACUGCUACUGCUACUGCUGCUGCUGCUGCUCCACGGAAUGUCGAGACCCCGCCGAUUUUAUCUAAGCAACAGGCGAGAGAUCUCGCUGUACGCCUGACACCCGAGGAGAGGGACGUGCUCAUAUCGGCACUGCAGGAAACUCAGUCUCAAAAAGUAAAAGCAGAGUAUGAAGGUCAACUGGCAGCGUUUCGUUGGAGGAGCAAAUUUGGACGACCCAGCCGAGUCCCCAGCCUGGGAGACGUCGAUCCCACGGGAACUUACUGCGCUGUGCCAGAGGAUUGGCUACUUCGAAAGUAUGCUGAAACAGUACCGCAACCCACCAGAAAGGACUUGAUUCGAGUGUCGGUAACGAACGCUAUUCCGUUCAUUGGAUUUGGUUUCCUCGACAACUUCUUCAUGAUCAUAGCCGGCGACCAAAUUGAGACGAGCCUUGGAGCCGUUAUAUCACUUUCGACGAUGGCAGCGGCGGCAUUCGGAAACACAAUUUCCGAUAUCCUUGGGAUAGGUUCGGCAUUCUACGUUGAACGUCUCGUCCAGAAGAUCGGAUUCAAGGCGCCGAAGUUGACGCCAAUUCAAAUGGAUAUGCCCAAGUCGAGGAGAGCCGCAAAUUUGGGUCGCGUUCUCGGAGUGACGAUCGGCUGCCUCCUGGGGAUGACGCCUUUGCUCAUACUUCACAAGGGUGGAAAAGAUAAAGAGGCGAAAACGUCGACAGCCGGUAUAGAGCCGACAGUGGCAAUAGCUUAGAAUAUUUAAAUUCAACCCGAUUCUCGAGUUUUCGAUAUUUCUUUUCUUCUCUUCUUUCAAAUUAGCGCAGCACUACUUUAUAGUCUUAUUAUUGUACAAAAAGAGAUAGCGUGACGAACGAAAGCAACGGUUUUAGCGAUCAACCGGUGAUUCAAGUACGUGUAGAUUAUUAUUUAUAAAGAAAUUACGAUGAAACGAAAAAAUUGUAUUAUAUAUAAUAUUGGUAUGGCUAUCACACUUACAAAAAAAAAAGCAUAGGUUUUCUUUUUAACUUAUUACAACCUAUGCAUAUAUGUAUGUAUUUAAUGUAUGUAUGUAUAUAGAAAUGUGAAACGAUAUUAAAGCGAAUUAGCGGAUCUUAAAGUA
Messenger RNA from Diprion similis, 1508 nucleotides. Its product is annotated as transmembrane protein 65. The coding region runs from base 39 to 1142 and encodes 367 amino acids. Gene Ontology annotation, cellular component: mitochondrion. The transcript has 7 exons. The record is from RefSeq and is a predicted model, not a curated record. Lineage: Eukaryota; Metazoa; Arthropoda; Insecta; Hymenoptera; Diprionidae.